Messenger RNA from Dentiscutata erythropus, 140 nucleotides. NCBI's taxonomy places the organism in Eukaryota, Fungi, Glomeromycota, Glomeromycetes, Diversisporales, Gigasporaceae. The record is from the annotation of a GenBank genome assembly.
AACAAGAAGAGUUGGCACAUAAUUCAAAAGAUCAUCUAGAAAUUGUCAAAGAUAUAUUAUUAGAAAAAGAGUGUGGUGUACUAGAUUAUAGGCUUAAAGAACUCAUUAAAGAUGAAUACAAGCAGAUACAAAACCCUUAA